Messenger RNA from Nicotiana tabacum (common tobacco), 1118 nucleotides. RefSeq lists its product as uncharacterized. Lineage: Eukaryota; Viridiplantae; Streptophyta; Magnoliopsida; Solanales; Solanaceae. Gene Ontology annotation, molecular function: protein binding. The record is from RefSeq and is a predicted model, not a curated record.
AAUAUCUAACCUUUACAAGUCAUCCACGGAAUCACAAGAAACGAGGAGACUAAAGUCGCCAAAAGUCUAUUCCCGUCGGCAAGUUUCUUCUUUCUCUUCAACAUGGCGCCGAUUUCUCAGAAAGAAGUUAGCGUUGGAAAUAGAGAUGCAUCAACAGCUCGUUACUUGUUGAAGUUUGAAUCUUUUUCUGUACUCUCAACGAAUGGUAUAAACAAAUAUGAAUCAAGUGUGUUCGAGUCCUGCGGCUACAAAUGGAAACUGAUCAUAUAUCCUGAUGGAGAUGUAGAAGAUGGAUAUGAUCAUAUUUCUGUAUACUUGGCCAUUGCCGAGACAAGCUCUUUACAGGCUGGUUGGGAGGUGAAUGCCACAUUUAGCUUCUUGAUAUUUGAUCAAAUUCAUGACAAGUAUAUUGUAAUGAGAGGAAUGGCUCAACGAUUUCACAAUAUCAAGACUGAAUGGGGUUUCUCGAAAUGUAUAUCUCAUGAAACAUUCAAAGAGCCCUCUAACGGCUACCUUGUUAAUGACAAAUGUGUAUUUGGAGUAGAUGUAUCUGUUAUCAAGAACCAAGGAUUAGGUGAAUGUGUGUCCUUGUUGAAUGAGACCAAGUCUUAUAAGCACGAAUGGAAGAUUUCUGGAUUCUCAAAAUUAAAGGAUAAGUUGUAUUCUGAAGAAUUUCUUGUAGGUGUUUACAAGUGGAAGCUUUUGUUUUAUACUACAGGUAAUGCUGAUCAAAGGAACAAUAGCAUAUCAAUUUACCUUGUAUCAGUUGAUGCUGGAAGUUUUGAUCGCCAAAAGAGGGUGAAGGCAAAAUUUAGCAUUUCUGUUAAAGACCAGAUUAGUGGUGCACGUAAUAAGCGCGGUGAUUCAUCACAUUGGUUUUUGGCUGCUGAAGUCGACUGGGGUUGGGCAGCAUUCAUGCCGCUACAUGAAUUCAAGAAUCCUAAAAAAGGCUACCUUGUUGAGGACUGCUGCAUUGUGGAAGCAGAUGUUUCUAUAAUUGGUGCUGUCAAUAGUUUAACCUAAUCCUUGAUUUAUGAUCCAAAAAUGCUCCUAUCUUGUGAAACAUCUGUUGGAUUCCUUGGGAUGCAUGCAAUUAAUUUCUUUCUUGGAUUAUUCAA